GGCGAGUGGAUUUUGGCAGGCAGUGAGUGCGGACCAACGAUUGAACGAUAACAAGAACGGCUCUCACCAAGUAGGACUCGGUUCCCCUCGUUCGUACCAAACAGCCGUUCAAAAGAAUCGGCUCGUUCGCGACCGACACAUCACUACUGUUUGUAGUCACUUGACGUCUCUCUGAGGAACAAAAAGGUAGUGGAGAAGUCAGGAUAAAGAGUGAAGUGUAGAGAAUUAGCAACAAAGAUGCAUUUCAAAGUACGGGCUGCAACAAAAGAAGACUGCAAAGAAAUAUCGAGAAUGAUAUUGGAAUUGGCGGUUCAUGAAAAAAUGCCCGACCAAGUGAAGAUAUCCCAUGAAGAACUGGAGCGGGACGGUUUCUGCCAGAAUCCUUCCUUUGAAUGCCUCGUUGCAGAAGUGCCUGAGGAGAAUAAAUCUAAAGAUGGAUUCACAGUAGUUGGAUAUGCCCUUUACUUUUACACUUACAGUACAUGGAAGGGGCCGACAAUGUUUUUGGAGGACCUGUACGUGAUGCCAGAAUUCAGAGGAAAUGGAUUUGGAAAGGGUUUACUGUGCAAAGUCGCUAAGGUGGGGAAGGAGAAGCAGUGUGUGCGGCUGCAGUUAUCAGUGCUGGACUGUAAUACCCCGGCCAGAGACUUCUACGCUGCUAAAGGCGCUCAGGACCUCACAGACAGCGAAGGAUGGCACUGUAUACGCUUUGACGGACAAAACCUGGACAAUUUAGCCAAUGAGGCUCCAAAAGAUUAAAUGUCUGCCGAGGAAAACAUGUAUCUUGCUCUGAAAACAUGUCACUGGUAUUGAAACAGUGCCAAAUUAAGCUUCACUAACCUGGCAUGCUCCUGGUUUAACAAUCAUGAAAAAAAUUAUGUUUCUUAUUUACAGUGACCUACAUGAAAUCUAUCAUUUUAUAUACUCAUCUUUUUAAUAAAGUACCUUUGACCCUCA
Trematomus bernacchii (emerald rockcod) is the source of this 957-nucleotide messenger RNA. Its product is annotated as diamine acetyltransferase 2-like. Gene Ontology annotation, molecular function: N-acetyltransferase activity. The record is from RefSeq and is a predicted model, not a curated record. NCBI's taxonomy places the organism in Eukaryota, Metazoa, Chordata, Actinopteri, Perciformes, Nototheniidae. Bases 238 to 759 code for a protein of 173 amino acids. The transcript has 6 exons.